Actinia tenebrosa (Australian red waratah sea anemone) is the source of this 765-nucleotide messenger RNA. RefSeq lists its product as uncharacterized. The record is from RefSeq and is a predicted model, not a curated record. Lineage: Eukaryota; Metazoa; Cnidaria; Anthozoa; Actiniaria; Actiniidae.
AAUAUUUUCUUUUCCCUCAAGUUUGUCCUUUUCCUGGGUUAUGCUGUACUUUGGUUACGAGGACGGUUGCAAGCCUUUUUAGUAUGGGUUAUUCAAGAGUCUCAAAGUUUCAAUGAGAGAUUGCAGCACUCAUGGAGGGGUCUUCCCGUCAUGCAAGACAUAAACAACGGUAUCAGUGAUGCAACAACACUGUUCAUCUUGCCAUUUAAUGAUCUACAAAGGUUGCAGCUGUCAUGGAGAGGUCUUCCUGUCAUGCAGGAAACAAACAACAGUGGAACCGGAACAGAAAGAUUCCAGUUGCCACCAAGAGGUCUGCAAGUUAUUGGCACUGAGAGAAUGCAGCUGUCUUGGAGAGGCCUUCCUGUCAUGCAGGACACAAACAACAAUGAGAGAAUGCAGCUGUCUUGGAGAGGUUUUCCUGUCAUGCAGGACACAAACAACAAUGAGCAGCUUGAAAACAUCGACGGCAUACUUCAGGAUUGUAUUCCUCCAGGGCUGUGAGCCUAUAUUUCUACCCAGAGGUGUGAAUCGAUACUGACACUUUCUUAACAUAACCAAAAAUUUAAAAACAAGCAAGACAUCAAGAAAAGGAGAAUGGUGGCCUCAGCCGUCCAUACCAGAAGCAGAUUCCACAAGCAAUCUUCCUUGGCAUUUAUUUAAAAGAAGAAUAAAUAUUUCGAAUCUACGAUGGUUAGUUUUAAGAUAGAUAGAUAAUGAUGAUGAUAAUCUUGUAUACAGCUAUUUCAUUAAAGGUUGAAUACUGAA